AUGUCUUCCGAUGAAAACAUGAACGAGACCAUUUCCUCACUCUUGACAAUGAAAGAAACGACAACAACACUGAAGAAUACAUAUAAACGAAAACCAAGAACAAAUCAAAAAGGUAAGAACACUAACAUUUCCGAUAAAGAUUCACCAACAAUGAGAGAAACAAGAUCAAUGCAGAAGAGGAAAAAUGCGAAAGAUAAAAAAGAAACAAAAGUACCAAAGAAAAUGAAACAUCAAAGCAGGAAAAGUCCAUCAAAAAGGAAAACUCAUGAAAAACAACAACUACAAGAUUCAGACUCUGAUUUUGAAAGUAGUCAUCCAUCGAAGAAGGCAAAAAAAAGGAGUCACCAAUCAAAAAAGACAAAAAAAAAAUCAAUGGUAAAAGAAUUUUACUCAAUGAAAAACAGAUGUUCACCAGAGGCAUUACUAUCUAUAAUCCUUGGGAUGAGCAAAGAACAAAAAGAAUUUGUAAGGUCUAUGGGUUUUGGAGCUUUGUUAAAAAUGAAAAUCACGGAUAUACCACUGAAGCUGGGAUUUUAUGUUCUUCAAAAAUUUGAUUAUGAGAGAAUGGUGAUAGAUAUUGAAGGAAAGGAAUUGAAAGUAACAGCAGAGUCUGUUCAUGACAUGUUAGGCAUACCAAUUGGUGGAACCAAACUUACACAACUGGAUCAAUGGCCUAAGGAUGAUACAAGUUAUGAUGAAUGGAAACAACAAUUUAAAAAAGAUUCAAUCAUCCGACUGAGUGCAAUCGAAAAUGUUAUUGUUUCUACCACACAAGCUGAUUUCAAUUUCAAAUUGAACUUCUUAGUUCUUUUUGUCAACACUUUUUGCGAGUCAACAUCAAUGGGAAGAUGCAACCUGUUUCCCUUGAGUUAUAUUUCAAGAAAAACAGAUAUCAGCAACAUAGACUGGUGCAGCUAUGUUUUGGACUGUCUUUUGUUCUAUGCUGAUAACAUCCACUCGGAAGCUUUAACAGUAACACGUAAACGUCCAACAAUUUGUUAUUGGAGUUCAGAGAAGAUUAGAUAUCGAGAGACAUUUGAACAAGAAAAAGGUAGAUUUGGAGAUGGAGAAUUAAACGAAGAAUUUGUUAAUGAACAAAAUGAAGGAGAUACAGAUCUCGAAGACAGUGAUUCUGAUAAAGAUGAAGAUCAUUCUGUUGAGGCAUAUGAAUCAAAAAUAUCAAAAAUGAUUAAUAGUUUUGAGAGGAUGAAGGAAAAGCUGAAUUCAAAGUUUAAUGAUGCGAUGACAAAGUUCCCUGAAAAGGAAAGUAAUGAAGGAAUAAGGAAUGAUGCAGAUAAGAAUAAAAAAGAAGGUAAAAUUAGAGUAAAAGAGAAAGAUGCAAAGAGGAAUGAAAAUCAGCAUGAUGAAGAAGAAAAAGAUGAUCAUGCUGAGGAAACAAAUAAUCAUGAAGAGACUAUUCAACAAACUAAAAAUCAAAAUUUGUUGGAUAAAGUUGUUGACAACAUUGUGGACAAUGUCCUUGGAAUUGGAGUUUCAAGUUUAAAUAGUCAAGAAGAUGAAAUCUGGAAUCACCCUGAAAUGAAAACUAUUUUCGAUAAUAUUGAUAUAGGGUCACCAAUGAGUACAGCUAAAACUAAUACUCUUGCAGAAAAAGAAAAAUCAGAAGGCAAGGAAAACUCUGAAGAUAGAAAUGAAGGAGGAACAGAAACUAAGAACACGAAAGAUGGAUGUGAAGAAAAACAAACAGAAAUUGAAAAAGGAAAUGCAGAAGAUAGAGAUACUCAUCCAAGCUUUAGUCUAGGUCUCAGUCAAGAUUCAGAUCAAACUUCAAGUAAAAAAUCUAAUGAAUCUUCACCAAAAAAAACACUUACCAAGAAACAAAUCAAAGACGACCAUCAGAAGGUUGUUAUCAGAUUAGCAAAGAAAAAUGUUCUUAAUCCAAAUCCAAUCUCUGUAUCAAUUCCUACUGAAGUAGGACCAUCAAAGAAUGAUCUGGAUCAACCAAGAUAG
Lactuca saligna is the source of this 1971-nucleotide messenger RNA. The record is from the annotation of a GenBank genome assembly. Lineage: Eukaryota; Viridiplantae; Streptophyta; Magnoliopsida; Asterales; Asteraceae.